AGGGCUCAGGCCGGCGCGGCGAGCUUUCCGCUUCCGGCCGCCAUAUCCUUGGGGGAAUGCUUUCGUUUCGUGGUGCUUUGAAGUGCAGCAGCAGGCAUUGCAAUCUCAAGGACCUCGGCAAUCAUUUUAAUCAUGGUUAAUUGCGCUGUGUUCGGAUGCAACAACGAGUCGCGGCGGAAAACUGUCUCUGGUGAGAACACGAAGAAGCUUAGUUUUUUUUCUGUGCCGAAUGUUGUUCGUUGGCAAUGCAGCCAGACCUUAGAGAUCUCAACGAAGCGUCGAGCGGAAUGGUUUCGUCGCCUCUACCGGGGUGACAUUAAUACAGACGCUACCCACUACAAAGUCUGCAGCGAGCACUUCGUUUCUGGCAGGCCAUCCUACUUAAUGGAUCUGACGAACCCGGACUGGGCGCCAAGCUUGCACCUAGGGUAUGACACAAAGUCAACAACUCGAUCUGAAGAAAGGCACCAGCGACGUUGCAAGAGGGCUGCGACUCCAAAGGUGGUCCAAAAGGCCGAUAGCAGAGUGCUGCGACCCUUGACUACAAUGUUGAAUGCACAGCAGAGUGCUGUGAACAGUACUGUCACAAGCACACCACUUGCAAGUCCCAUUGCAGUACAAAAUGACCAAGGCAAUGAGUCACAUAUGUCUCAUUGCACAAUAAAUGAUUCAGGCCCAACAAUGCUGCAACAAGUACCAGCUGCAACUGUACCACAAGAUGCUGAUACUGCAGCUGACAUAUUUCACCCACCAUCCAUGCCAUCACCUGAGGUAGGCAGGGCCCCAGUCUCAGCUGAAACUGGUUCUACUGCUGGAGCUGCAGUGGAUGGCGCAUCCUAUGUGAAGUUCUCUGAGGCUGGUGUUCAAGCCACCACUUCGACGGCUGAAGCUUCAGUGAACACCACGUCAUUGCUAAAGGACGCUGAAACCCAAACAGAUAUCACAAGCAGUGCAUUAAACAGCUUCGAAGGCGACAACCAGGCCCUACGUGCAGAGGUAAACGAAGUGAAGGGCUCUUUGCGUAGACUUCAGUUGUCUAAAGCUUCAUUGGAGCAAGACUACAACCGUGUAAAAUUUUACACUGGCCUACCAAGCUACACAGUUUUGAUAGCGCUGUUCGCGCUUCUCGAGAGUGGUGUGUCGCACAGCGCAAACAAUGUGCUUACUAAGUUCGAAGAGCUUGUGCUCACACUUGUGAGGCUGCGACUAGGAGUGCCCUUGCAGGACCUGGCGUAUAGAUUUGAGGUAAGUGGACUGGUGGAAUUUGUAUUGUUGCGAGCACUUAUUUACAGUUGGCAUCACGUAUAUGUUAUAAUACUCUCGUGGGCUAACAUUUGGUGGCAAGAUGGCCCUGUUUGCUUUAUAAUAGUGACUGGCUUUAUCUUUCAGGUCAGCCAAGCCACAGCAACACGAGUAGUCAACCGGUGGAUUGCGGCCAUGCAUGUACGACUAAAACAGCUGGUGGACUGGCCCAGUCAUGAACAAUUGCAGCAGACCAUGCCAAUGGCCUUCAGAAAAGCAUUUGGCACGAGUGUGGUAGUCAUUAUAGACUGCUUCGAGAUAUUCAUUGAGCGCCCUUCGUCAAUGCUCCCUAGGUCACAGACGUGGUCGCGGUAUAAGCACCACAACACGGCAAAAUAUCUGAUAGGAAUAGCACCUCAGGGAGCAAUCACUUUCAUUUCCAAAGGGUGGGGAGGCAGGACAAGCGACAAGCUUAUAACAGAGUCGAGUGGAAUGUUGAACCACCUUCUCCCAGGUGACACGGUGCUCGCCGACAGAGGAUUCACGAUUGGUGAUGCCGUAGGCAUUCAUCGUGCACGCCUUGAGGUUCCUGCAUUCACAAGGGGGCAAACCUCAGCUAUCAGCCUGGGAGGUUGAAAAAACUAGGAAAAUUGCGAAUGUGCGCAUCCACGUGGAACGUGUGAUAGGUUUGCUGAGGCGAAAGUACAAAAUUCUUUCAAGCACCAUCCCUAUUGAUCUGCUAGCAGUGCGAAGCGAGGACACUCUAACACAACUUGACAAAAUUGUUGCGGUGUGUGCUGCGCUGAUAAAUCUGAGCAAAUCGGUUGUGCCUGUUGACUGAUCUGGAUGCGCCAAAUCUAAAUUUUACUUAAAGGGGUUGAGACACCAAAUUUUGAGGGUAUAAAAGGCCUGCUGCAGGCUUCCUCUGUAUGAAAGGACACUCAACAUGAAGUGUUCGACACAGCAAACGUGUUAAAUAUAUUUUAAUUUGCUUCCAAAGAGUGCCUAAAUGCUCGUUCUCGCGAUCGAGACCCAUCGCUAGCGCGAUUAACACCGACGUCACUGUGUUGGAAGCGUAACGUGUUUUAGUGACGUCAUACCACAUUAGAGCGACGUACGAUGAGCGGUGACCCACAGCACGGGGCAAGCCUCGAGUCUAGAGUGCAGUAUAAGCUGCAUCGGACGAAGACGCAGUCGGAAUCGGAGCUGCCGCAGCUAGCGAUGGCAACUGUCGGCGUGGGUUUGUUUGCUUGCACUGGUACAAAACGUGUGUGCGAGAGCAGACGAUGCAGCAGUGCGUGCGUCACAGCCUUGUGGGCCCACGUGACCAAGCUUCCUAGCCAGUGACGUCACUGUCCAACUCGGCGCCGAGAAACCGAAAUUGGUGCACAUAAAUAAUGCUAUAUUAAAUUAUUUACCGAGAAUAUAUGAUCCUUCCAGCGUGUAUUAUGCUUUAUGGAGCAAUAAGAAACGUUUGAAACAAACAACGCGCAAGCCACAAAUUUGAUGUCUCAACCCCUUUAAAUGAAGGGGCCCUGCCACACCUAAGGAUCUGCCAUGUACUGCAACGGAAACAACUGCUGGUGUAAUGAAGCAGAGGCCGCCCCUGUGUAUGUGCCAACUGAAGAGGAAGAUGAAGUAUCGUGCCGUGAUCGCGAGCCCCGUGCUACGAAAAGCCCUUGCAGUGCCUACCUUUACGUAACGUUAUUGCAACGUUAUCGGCAACAAUAAACCUCGUCGCACUGGAAAUAAAGUUAAUCUUUCCACCUAAAUUUGUCUUGCACAAGUUCACUUUUCGUUCCUUGAAAUCCGCUCCUACCCUAAU
Molecule: messenger RNA, 3067 nt
Organism: Dermacentor silvarum
Lineage: Eukaryota; Metazoa; Arthropoda; Arachnida; Ixodida; Ixodidae
Exons: 8
Coding region: 133-1878 (581 amino acids)
Source: RefSeq, a predicted model, not a curated record